Messenger RNA from Lasiodiplodia theobromae, 1437 nucleotides. Its product is annotated as Exo-beta-glucanase. Lineage: Eukaryota; Fungi; Ascomycota; Dothideomycetes; Botryosphaeriales; Botryosphaeriaceae. The record is from RefSeq and is a predicted model, not a curated record. Bases 1 to 1437 code for a protein of 478 amino acids. The transcript is spliced from 4 exons.
AUGUCGACUGGUAACAUCUCGAACCCGCCCAGCUCAGCUCCGGCCGAGUCCAAGAGCGCGCGUAAGAAGAAGGCCAAGGCUGAGGCUGCCGCCGCUGCUGCAGCUGCUGCCGCGCCCGCUACCCCGACCAAGGAUGACCAGACGCCCGUUGAGGGCAGCGUCAACGGCGCCGAGGACACCGAGCACCCGUACAUCAAGGAACUCCAGAAGAGGCUUCGCAGCGUCAACAAGAAGCUCAAUGCCAUGGAAAAGGUCAACUCCGUGAUGAAGGAGAACCCCGACGUUUCCCUCGACGACCUCGUUGCCUCCAAGAAGAUCAACAACGACCAGAAGGCCCAGGCGCUGAAGAAGCCCUCGCUUGAGGCCGAGCGUGAACAGCUCGGCGAGCAGCUCACCAACUUCAAGAAGGUCCAGGAGGAGCUCGCCGCCAAGCUCGCCCGCCAGAAGGAGUCGCUGGAGGCCACACACGCGAAGGAGCUGAAGGAGCUGGAGGACAAGAUCCGGGCUGAAGAGAAGGCCGAGGCCGACAAGAUUGUGAAGCAGCGUCUGCUCAUCUUCUCUCAGUUCCUGCGUUCGGCUGCCGCCAGGCGCCAGCAGGGAGACGAGGAGACCGAGCUGUCCAAGGCUUUUGAGGGUGCCUUGCUGCACGUCUACGGUGGCAACCCGGAGGCUGUCGUGGCUGCUGAGAAGCUGAUCUCCGGUUCUGAGGAGCACGUCAUCUCGACUGAGGGUCUCGAGCUUACCGUGUCCUAUGCUCAGGUUAAGCAAGCCUCUAUUGAGGAUGCUCCCUUUGCCGCCGAGGAAGCCUGGGUCGAUCAGGUCGCCCAGGCCGACGCCGCUCCGCCUGUUGAGGAGACCACCGUCGGCACCGAUCCCACCGUCGCCCAUGCCGGCUUGACCGAGCUUGACGCCAAUGUCGCCCCAACGAAUGGCGAGGCUCCCGAGACCUCUGCCGUCCCUACUGCUAGUGUGGACGAUAGUGCGGCAAACGCUGCUGGUGACAGGUGGGACACCAAGGCCCCUGGUUCUGAGGACCCGCUGGCCGAGAGCUUCGAGAUGGUUCCUCGCGAUCCGACUGAGGUCGAGACUGCUCCCGAGCCGGCUCCUGCUACCAGCACCCAAAGCUGGGCUGAGGAGACCCCUGCUGCCGCAACUCCUGCCGCUGCUCCUCCGGCUGCUGCCCCUCCGGCCGCCGCUGAGCCUGCUCCGGCUACUAACGGUGAUGGUUUCCAAGAGGUUCCUUCGUCCCGCGGCGGCCGCGGCCGUGGAAACUUCCAGGGUGAGCGUCGUGGCGGAUACCGCGGCCGUGGUGGCCCCCGUGGCGAGGGCCGUGGCCGUGGCGGUUACCGUGGUGACCGCGGCGAUGGAUACCGUGGCCGUGGUGGAUACCGUGGCGGCCGUGGCCGUGACAACCACCAGGCUCAACCCUCGCAGUAA